GCAGUCCGUGCAGCUAGUUGAGAAGUAUGUUGACUCCAAAGGAAUCAAUCGGGUAAAAGGGUCCCGCUUCCUAAAAGGAAGCCAGGCCUACACCAGGCAGUUCGGCCGGGCUUUGGCAAGGCUGAGGACCAGACACCAGUCCGAAGUGAAAGCAGCAGCUGCAGCUUUCCUGUGCAAAGCCGCUGGCGGGAAGCAACGAACUGGUGGCUUGGUGUCGCCGGCACUCAACAAUGAGGGAAAAGGAGAUACCAAGAAGGGAGACAGGGGAGACAAGACAGGUCGUCAAAAGAAUGAGAAGAAGGAGAAGAAAGAGAAAGAGGAGAAUAAGGAAAGGAAGUCAGCCCUCAGGCGCCCAUCAGGCACACGUGAUGAGAAGGGUGCAAAGGUUCAGGCAAUAGAAGACAAGAAGGAGCCAAAGGAGAAUGUCAAGGAGUCAAAGAAGGAGAGCAAGGAGUCAAGAAAGACGGAUAAGGAGUCAAGAAAGGAUGGUAAGGAGUCGAAGAAGGAUCGAAGAGAGGAGCCGGCGAAGGAUGGAAAGGAGUCGAAAAAACAGAGAAAGGAGUCGAACACAGAGAGAAAGGAGGCGAAGGAAUGCAAGAAGCAGAAGACAGAACCAAAUGCAGAAGCAAAGCCACUUGUGGCCGAGAACUCAAAGACAGAGAAGACCGACAAGAGAGAGAAGAAGGAUGGAAAGAAGGAACAGGAGAAGGAGAAGAAGCAUAAGAAAGAGAAGAAGUCCAAGGAUGAGGAGGCAGGAAAGACAAAGAAGAAAAGAGAGCCAGAAGGAGAUCAGACUGGGGAUGGUCCAGUCAAGAAAAGGAGGGAAGGCGAUGAUGAGAAAGAGGAACCCCAAAAGAACGAAGCACAUCUGGAUGAAGAUCUAGCAGUUGUGGCAGGAGCAGAGAAGAGUUCCUUGAAAGUCCCAGACAUUGAUGAGCUGAUCGCUCAGCUCGAGGCAGAGGAAUUGGUGGAGCAAGAGAAGUUCGAGAAGAUGUUAGAAGACAGUGGGGAGGAGGGCCAGGACGAGGGAGAAGGACAGGAGCAGGGGGAGGAGGAAGAGAAGGAGAUCGAUCAGGAGGUCGCUGUCCCCAGCACCACAGCCCUCGCUUUGAAAAAGUUGGAUGAGAGUGACGAAUCGAUGGAUGAUGAGGCAGCCUCUGACCCAAGCUCCCACGAUUCCUCUGAGGAAUCUUCCCAGUCCAGCCAAGAGACCGUGGAUGAUGAAACCAGCAAUGAUGAUGCUGACACAGCUCCAGCUCCUGCAUCGAGCAAAGGCGACAAGAUCGAUGAGGCAGCUGGGUCGGCCGUGGAUAUCCCUGCCCAAAGGGCCAACAGUCGAACCAACAAGAAAGAGUGGGAUACUUUCAGCAGAGAAGUGUUGAACAAGAAGAAGUUCCCGGUGCGAUUAUCGGAACAUCUCGCACGGGAUAAGGUUGAUUUGUUCAACCUUUGGUUGGCUCACGGCAAGGACCUUCACGAGGUGGCAUUGCAUGUGGAGCGCACUGCCGAAACUGUGAAUCGCACAGCCAGUGGCCGAGAGGGGAUGAAAUUGAGGGAUAUCGAGGCCAAGUACCCACCGGAGAAAGCCAAGAAGUUGGCCACCCUUCUUCGAUCCCGGGGCAUGUGGUAUUGGGAUCCGGAUUUUCCCAAUGACGAAGAGGAGAUAUUCUAUUACACUGGGAAAGCUCGAAGUGUCAGCACGGAGAACCUUACAAAGGAGUCCAUGACCCUCAAGGGAGUUACCAGCCCUGAUGAAACCACACUUGCUGCCCUCACCGGUGAAUCAGGUCCUCUUGCUGCUGGAGCUCUUCCCCAGAUGGAUGUCUCGCAGGCCGAAGGUGACAAGAACACCUGGGAAACUCUGAUGGAAGCCCCGGUGGCCAAGCGCAAGGCCAAGCCGCGCACUACGCAGGAGCCAGCAGUCCCGGUGGAACCCAAGCAAGCGAAGGAUGCAGCAUCUGAAGCCUUGACUCAAGCGGCUAUUGCUCGGAAGCUGUCGCUGAGUUUGAAGGGGGUGGAAUAUUCAGGUGAACUCACCACCCAGCUUAUGGAUUGUUCCAAGAAGUUGGAGCGACUCUAUGAACUCCUUCAGGGCAUCACUGCUGAUGACAUGGAUGAACAGAAGAUCAACAAGUAUUUGCAUGCCACCACUGUCCAAAUUCAAUGGCUUGAGAAGGCGAAGGUGGCUGGCCAAGCUCUGACUCGUGGAUUGAAUGCCAAACCGAGACCCAAGAAUAAGGCCAAGGCCAAAGCGGCACCAGAAAAGGGUUCUGCAGAGCCUGCAAAGAGCCUCUAUCGGGAGAAGACCAAAACCAAGGCGGUGAAGCCACUUGAAUGCACCUGCAAACACAGUUCAAACAGAGAUGGCCAGCCUGUGGAUGCAGUGGCUGCUUUCGCAUCUUUGGGAUCCUUCGGCACAUGUGCGUCGAACCAGGAACGGGAUAUGCACCGGUGGCUUAGAAAUCUUCAUGGUACAAACCUGGACAUGUACUACACCCCCUUUGAGUUAGAAGUGCGUGAUGAAACAGAUACAAAGACCAUGUUGAUCCCUACUCUGUUGCCUCAUGAGAUCUUACAUGCUGUGGCAGCUGCAGGGCAAGAACAGGUAUUUGACAUCAAAUUUCCUUCUGUGAUCUUGGCGUACGAGUCCAUGAAGAGUUAUGAAGUGAGGAAGGGUGUUCACCGCAGGGUUUGCGAACUCUGGGCAUGGUCGUUAUCAUGUGCUGCAGCGGGUGUGUUUCCUACCACAGGGUUGGAUGGAGAGGAGUUUGACCCCAAGUCAUAUCGCUACAAGAUGCGAGGACUACCUCUAGCUCGUGGGGGGGCCUACUUCGCGGCGAGAUAUGACGCAAAGGCCCGUGUCGAGACAAACAAUUUCUUGCGGCAUUAUGGGUGCAGCCUGAUUUGUGAGCAAUGCCUCGCAUCAAAAAUCAGCAAAACAACUGAUGAUCGUAUGUGCUACAAAGAUUUCAGGUUGGAAUCACCGAGGUGGUUGACCCGAAUCAACCAUGACACUUACAUGCGAACUACUCCUCCUAGAGCAAUUUCACCGUGGCACAUCAUACCAGGAUGGUCCCUAGAGUCAUGCCUACACGAUAUCAUGCACGUGGUUUACCUUGGAACAGGGAGAGAUCUUGUUGCGUCAUUGCUGGGUGAUUUUCUUGAGUGCGGCGUGUUGGGGCCACCUCACCUUUCUGUGGAUCACCGGCUUCGGCUGUUCAGCAUUGAAAUGAACAAGUUCUUCAAAUCUGAGAAGAUCAGCGUGCGAAAGCUGCAGUUCACAGCCAAGAACACGGGUCUUGGAACCAACUCAGAAUACCCAGAACUUGGAAGUGCGUGGAAAGCGGCGCAUGUAAAAGUGUUGUUGGGCUACAUGGCAUGCAAAGCUGUUCAGUUCGCGUCCGAAACAGGUGACUCUCGUUUUUUGAGGUUAUAG
Molecule: messenger RNA, 3436 nt
Organism: Cladocopium goreaui
Lineage: Eukaryota; Dinophyceae; Suessiales; Symbiodiniaceae
Source: the annotation of a GenBank genome assembly